AUCAUCAUUUAACGUUAUUUGUUGCGACAGUUGUCUAAACUUAGCUUAGAAGUUUUUCUCUCCUCUAUUAAAGAUUUUAAUAGCAAGUGUUUUAUAAGAAGCAAAAUACGUGAAUUGAAUAAGUGGCUCGUCAUGUUGGUAUAACUUCUGUUAUCGGUCAGAUAAAUAAAGAAUGCGCGGAGGGGAGAUCUGUUUGGAAUGUAUAACGGAGCUCGUGAACACUUGUAGUGGAACGCGUUGGGAGAUAUAUUUAGAACCUGCUGAUCCCUCCACGAAGUCGGUGGACCCAGUAGAGAAGUGCGAAUGCAAAUAUUGCGACUUCAUAAGGCGUAUAUUGAUACCGGAGAUGGUCCAUAAUCGUUAUUUCUGCGAGCCCGGAUCCAGAGAGUUCGUCGAGUUCGAUUCCGUCGAUGUGGAGCACUUUGAUCGGAAGAGCAGUAGCAAGAACACGCUACACCGGGUGACGGCGCGCGUAAAGUUUUCCGGAGUGACAUGUAGCUUUCCUCUUAUUAUCAAGCUGCUUAAACACAUGGAAACUGUGCCGUCCGGUCCAUUCCUGAACGAGGAGAUGUUUUACAGCAAGAUGACGCUCAACUAUGGAACGGACGGCAUCCCGAAGUGUUAUGUGUCCGACCUGGGUCGAUUCGAUGGUCAGCCUGUUAUCGUAUUGGAAGAUCUGGCCACGCGUGGUUAUACGCAAGUAGAUGAUAAAUUGGACGAGGAUCACCUGAAAUUGUGCAUGAAAGCUUUGGCAACGUUUCAUGGCAAGGGAUUGAAGCUGAAGGCAGAUACGUUUCCCAUUUUCAAGGAGUUCUAUGCGAAACUGUCCGUACCGAUGGAUUGGUUGCACUUUCAUACAAGCUCUUCGACAGGCAAUCCCAGCAUAUCUGAAAUUAUUGGAACAUCGUUAUUGAAUCCUGGAUUUGGUUUAAACAUUUCAUUAGGUCCCAUUUUGUUACUUGAGGCAGCUCUCUCCGAGAAAAUAAGAAAUAAGCAAGACGUAACGACUGAAAUGGAGCCUAAUGAUUUUUGGACCAUCUGUCAUGGUGAUUUCACGCGGAAUAACUUGUUAUUCGAGUACGAGAAUGGGAGACCGAGCGACGUAAAAGUGAUUGAUUGGAGCACAAUGAGGUACUGUUCACCAUCGAUCGAUUUCGGUCACAUUCUCCUCGAAAAUCUACCUGACGACGAUAAUCUGUCGAAGGUCACGAUAUUUUGCCAGAAUAUUUUAGAGAUUUAUUUAGACACGGUGAAAGAUGAAUAUCCGGAAGUAGAUCGUGAACUUUUGAAACGAGACAUUAUCGCCAAGCUGCCGUUUGCGUACGGCAUGAUUGAAAAUCGGAUGCUUAAAAAGGCAGGGAUGAUGUUGCGUGCCCUUGACCAGCUAGGUAGCUUCGACUAAAGUCACUAUCGUCAUUUAUUGUUACAGUUUAUUUGAUUUUUUACAUUUUACCUUCGCAAUAUUUGUUCCAUAUAUUCAAUCUUAUUACGACUUUUGUUUAGACUUGUACAUUAUAUUUAAAGUUGCGAGUCAUGAUAUACACAUAUCUGAAGGACGCAUUACGAGUCGAGUCAUAAGCGUUAGCUUUUACCGUAAAUAAGGAUCGCGAUAUUUCGGGCACUCUCAGAAAUCGAUAUCGAUGUCGACGAUCCGACAGCCUCAGUUCCUCUCAAGGAACCGGUCGACAGAUCACUCUGCUCACUACCGUCGCCUAUAAUAAUACUAUUACAAUUCAUUAUCAGAACGCUGUCCGCGCGCGACAUAGCUAGAAACUUAAUAAAGUCAAUUUAAAAGAAAAACUUAGAAAAAUAACUUGGUGCCUUGAAAUCAUUCUGCCGCUCUCCAGAAUAGUCCGCCACCUCAUUAUUAUCAACCUGAGGCCUUGCCUCGAGUUGCGACCGUGGAAUUAACCCGGUCAUACGCAAUUACUCAACAACUUUAUUAUACAUAUUCGUACAAUUUGUACACGAAUAUCUUGACAUACAUCAAAAUGAAUGUCGUAUAUUUAAGUUCAAGGGUUUAUUUUUAUCGUUCUACUAUGAUUUUAUAUACAAUGUAAUUAGUGUGAGAGUAAGUAGAAUAUCACGAUACUUUAUGCAUCUAAUAUUUGUAUAUUAAUAAUAAAUUUGAAUUAACGAAAUUA
Wasmannia auropunctata (little fire ant) is the source of this 2144-nucleotide messenger RNA. RefSeq lists its product as uncharacterized. Lineage: Eukaryota; Metazoa; Arthropoda; Insecta; Hymenoptera; Formicidae. The record is from RefSeq and is a predicted model, not a curated record. The coding region runs from base 173 to 1402 and encodes 409 amino acids. The transcript has 3 exons.